Messenger RNA from Corapipo altera (White-ruffed manakin), 1418 nucleotides. Its product is annotated as surfeit locus protein 1. Gene Ontology annotation, cellular component: mitochondrion; membrane. NCBI's taxonomy places the organism in Eukaryota, Metazoa, Chordata, Aves, Passeriformes, Pipridae. Gene Ontology annotation, biological process: mitochondrial respiratory chain complex IV assembly. The record is from RefSeq and is a predicted model, not a curated record. The transcript has 9 exons. Bases 67 to 993 code for a protein of 308 amino acids.
GCGGGGGGAGACCGCGGGUACCCCGACGGGUUGGGCCGGGCUGGGAGCAGCGGGGCCGGUGGGGCCAUGGCCGGGAUGGUGCUGAGCUCCGGGCUGAGGCUGCUGCGGGAGCGGCGGGGCCGGGUAUCACCUUACUUGAUCAGAAGAAUGUUUUUUGGAUAUCCCCUAACUAAAGCAGGUUCUGGGCUGGUUCAGCAGACUAAAGAUGUUUGCUUGAGGUUCUGCAGACCACGGAGUUCUGCAGCAGCUGCUGACACAUCUGGUGAUGAUGCCUUACUGAAAUGGGGCCUUCUCCUGGUCCCUCUGACCACCUUUGGUCUCGGCACAUGGCAGGUUCAGCGACGAAAGUGGAAAUUAGAUUUGAUUGCACAACUGGCAUCAAGAAUUACAGCAGACCCUAUCCCUCUGACAUUAGACCCCAUGGAACUGAAGGAGUUGGAGUACAGGCCUGUGAAGGUCCGAGGGCGUUUCGACCACUCCAAGGAGCUCUACAUUCUGCCCCGGUCGCUGGUGGACCCGGAGCGGGAAGCCCGGGAAGCCGGGCGGCUGACAUCCCACCCGGAGAACGGAGCCAACGUCGUCACCCCCUUCUACUGCACAGAGCUGGGGGUCACGAUUUUAGUCAACCGAGGAUUUGUGCCCAGAAAGAAACUGAAACCGGAGACCAGGCUGAAGGGACAGAUUGAAGAGGAAAUCGAUCUCACGGGGGUGGUGAGGUUAACAGAGACCCGGAAACCCUUUGUGCCUGAGAAUAACAUCGAACAAAACCGCUGGCACUACCGAGACCUGGAGGCCAUGGCCAAGGUGACCGGUGCUGAGCCCAUCUUCAUCGAUGCAGAUUUCAGAAGCACCGUCCCAGGGGGGCCCAUUGGUGGCCAGACCAGAGUGAGCCUGCGGAAUGAGCACAUGCAGUACAUCGUCACCUGGUAUGGCUUAUGUGCUGCAACCUCAUUCUUGUGGUACAGGAAAUUUAUACAGAAGAUACCUCGGUGAGGGGAACAUGUAACCUAUUUGUACUACAGUCAGGAGCAGACUUUUAUGGAAGACAGGAGCCUGCUCAGUCCUGAACAGCUGAAACACCCAGGAUUUAAGGGCAGUGUUCCACAAACAUGUGCCUCUGUCAAGCUGCAAAUCAACUUUUAAGCAACUCCUGCAGACUCUGAGCUCCCACCAGCGUGACUUGGCUGCAGCUUGGAAGCACUGAACUUAAAAACAGUAAUCAAGGACACAUUUUUCUGUUGUGGUUGAUUGUAAGCUACAACAUUUUAGCAUCUGCAGUGCUGCGUUUUCCAAAAGACAAAUCCAAAGGAUUUUGUGAAUCAAAGUUUCUUUGCAUUGAGCAGCCAUUCCUGAGGUCAAGAGUGGCUCAAAGUCGUUGCACCAGAGUAAAUAAAGGCCUACAGGUCUCUGCUUUGUGA